Messenger RNA from Brassica napus (rape), 3552 nucleotides. RefSeq lists its product as uncharacterized. Gene Ontology annotation, molecular function: nucleic acid binding; RNA-DNA hybrid ribonuclease activity. The record is from RefSeq and is a predicted model, not a curated record. Bases 1 to 3552 code for a protein of 1183 amino acids. The transcript is spliced from 2 exons. Lineage: Eukaryota; Viridiplantae; Streptophyta; Magnoliopsida; Brassicales; Brassicaceae.
AUGGAGGAUAAGUAUUGCAUGGUCUCUCCGCAUAGUCCAGGAGGAGGAGGGCUCCUUCUAACCUGGAAAAAAGACAUCGACAUCAUCAUCCGCUCAACCUCUCAUAACUUCAUUGAUACUACAAUAACAAACAAAGGAAUCAGCUUCCAUGCUACUUUCGUGUAUGGAGAACCUGAUCACUCAAAGAGGAUAGCGGUUUGGAACACUCUAGCAGAUCUCCACCCGAAUGCAAAUGAAGCUUGGUUCCUCACGGGAGAUUUUAAUGAGAUUGUGGACAACAACGAAAAGAGUGGAGGACCAGAAAGAUCAGAAGGUUCUUUCUGCGCGUUCCGAUCCUUUCUCUCAAAGCUUGACCUAAAGGCCAUCUGCAAAUGGAGUAAGGAACAUCAGAUAAAUAGCAGGAAAGCUAUAGAGAACCUUAAGGACGAGCUUGAAACAGCAAUGAUCAACCCAAGUCCAGAUGAGGCCUACCUCCACGAGAUCAAUGCAAACCUUCUUCAAGCCUACAAGGCUGAAGAGGACUUUUGGCGACAGAGGAGUCGACAAGUAUGGCUCACUCUGGGAGAUUCUAACACUGGGUAUUUCCACGCGAUGUCUGAAGGAAGAAAAGCAAAGAAUCGCUUAUCAGUACUUGAAAAUGAUGAAGGAGAGCCAACGUUUGAAGAAGAUCAAAUAGCGGAACUUAUCUGUCAGUACUAUGAGCAGCUCUUCACAGCUAACCAAAGGAUGGAUAGUUCCCUAAUCUCCAGUGCCCUCGAACCACAAAUUUCAUCAAAAUGCAAUGAGAAUCUGAUGAAAGAUCCUACACCUUUGGAAAUCAAGGAAGCUCUCUUUGCGAUUCAUCCUGACAAGGCCCCGGGCCCUGACGGUUUUUCCGCCAUUUUCUUCCAAUCUCACUGGGAAGUGGUGGGUUCAUCAGUGGUUCUUGAAGUUCAGAGGUUCUUCUCAACAGGAGUCUUGCCCCCUACUUUGAACCACACUCACAUUAGGCUCAUUCCAAAAACCUCAAAUGCAAAGAAAGUCGCUGAUUACCGUCCAAUAGCUCUUUGUAACGUCCUCUACAAGAUCAUUUCCAAGCUUCUGUCACUUCGCCUGAAGACGGUUCUGGAUUCGAUCAUCUCCGAAAAUCAAUCAGCCUUCAUACCUGGAAGAGCAAUAACCGACAAUGUCUUAAUCACUCAUGAAAUGCUCCAUUAUCUCAAAACAUCUCAGGCUCAGAUCAACUGCUCAAUGGCCGUAAAGAUGGAUAUGUCAAAGGCAUAUGAUAGAGUUGAGUGGGUUUUUGUAUCAGAGGUCCUACAAAGGUUGGGUUUUCACGACAAAUGGAUUAAUCUAAUCAUGCAAUGCAUCCAGUCAGUCUCCUACUCUUUCCUAAUUAAUGACACAGUCUACGGAUUAGUGAAACCUUACCGAGGAAUAAGACAGGGAGAUCCACUCUCCCCCUAUAUCUUUAUUUUGUGUGGCGAGGUCCUCUCUGGUCUCUGCAGAAAAGCCGGGAGAGAAGGGUCUUUAAAAGGUAUCCGAGUAGCAAGGGGUAGUCCUCGUAUCAACCACCUGCUUUUUGCAGAUGAUACAAUGAUGUUCUGCCAUUCGACUCCAGAAAACUGCCACGCACUGUCAAAACUCCUGCAGGAUUAUGAAGCUCUGUCAGGCCAGAAAGUCAAUACAGCAAAGUCAGCUAUUACUUUCUCUAGCAAGACACCACAAGAAGUAAAGACAGCUGCAAAAAGUAUCCUAGGAAUCACAAGAGAGGGAGGAAUGGGCAAGUAUCUAGGAUUGCCAGAAAAUUUUGGCAGGAAGAAAAAAGAUCUCUUUACCUCCAUCGUCGACAGAAUAAGACAGUGUGCAUCUAACUGGUCAUCCCGCUUCCUCUCCAAAGCAGGGAAGCUGACGAUGCUACAAUCUGUUCUCACAGCCAUCCCCUCCUACACGAUGUCUUGUUUCGAAAUCCCCCUCAGCCUCUGUAAAAGGAUACAAUCAGCGUUAACACGUUUUUGGUGGGACUCGUCUAGUGAAAAAAGAAGCAUGUGUUGGGUCUCAUGGGACAACUUGGCAACACCUAAAGCUAUGGGAGGACUAGGCCUACGUGAUAUCCAAAUCUUUAAUCAAGCUCUUCUUGCAAAAUUGGCUUGGAGGAUCUUAUCUGUGCCAGACUGUCUCCUAGCUAGAGUGCUGAAAGGAAAAUACUGCCACCAAGGGAGCUUUCUUACGGUUGAACUACCCUCGGCUUGCUCACAUGGAUGGAGAGGGAUAGUUCAUGGGCGAAAUCUCCUACGUGACAAUAUUGGAAAGGCAAUAGGAAAUGGUCAGAACACAAGUGUGUGGAAAGAGUCUUGGAUCUCUCUUGACUCAAACCUAAAACCGUUUGGACCUAUCAAUGAGCACAACCUAGACCUCAGGGUCUCGGACUUGCUCACAAGCGAUCUACAAUGGAAUAAACAGAGGAUAGGAGAGGUCCUACCUGAGUUGAGCGAGCAGAUCCAAGCACUGAAACCAAGCAAAACAGGCGCUGAAGACAUAUAUAUCUGGCAACCGUUACCGUCAGGAAUAUACUCCACAAAAUCGGGGUAUAAUCUAGCAGCAAAUACUCCUCGACACGCCCAUCCUAUUGCAGAUAUGGGAGAGUUUAACUGGAUAAAGGAAGUUUGGUCAGCAAAGUGUUCACCAAAGCUAAGAGUCUUUAUGUGGUCUAUCAUCAAAGGAGCAAUCCCACUUGGGGAAAAUCUUCAGAGACGUGGCUUACUUACCAAUGUAAAUUGCACAAGAUGUGGAGAAGUUGAAACGCCAAUGCAUAUCUUCUUCAACUGCGCGUUUGCACAAGAAGUGUGGCAAAGAGUCCCCCUCACAACACGGCCCUCCAUUGAAGCAAAUGAUAAUUUCCAGAGUAUGCUGGUGAAGUUUCGACAGGUCUCUUGUCUCCCCCCAUCAGGUAUAUCAUCCCCCGUCCUCCCCUGGAUCUGCUGGUCUUUGUGGACGGCGAGAAAUAAACUGAUCUUCGAGGAUAAGACUCUCAACCCUAAGGAAGCCAUGCUUAGAGGAUUAGUCUCUGCACGUGAAUGGAUUCAAGCACAAGGCACGAUAACACAAAAAAGCAGAGCUCUACCUCAAGGAACCCGACUCCGCGGCGAAGCUGGCACUGACAAUAGCUCAACUUGUAACUCAGAUGCAUCUUGGAACGUUACCACGAGGAGAGCAGGAUUGGCAUGGAUCAUUGCAACGCCGACAUCAACACAAACCCACGACGGAUCGCUAUGCACGGAAAAUGUCAAAUCUCCUCUUAUGGCCGAAGCUCUUGCACUCCGAUCGGGUCUCCUCGCCGUCGCAUCUCUCGAUAUCACCAGCAUCAGGGUCUACUCAGACUGUCAAACGCUCAUCAGAGCAAUCCAAAACAAACUCCAGAUUAAAGAAAUCUUCGGUAUCGUCUCAGAUAUCAUGCAGAUCUCCUCGGCGUUUGAAUCUAUCUCUUUCUCCUUUGUUCCACGAUCAGAAAACCAAAAGGCUGACUGUUUAGCCAAACGGGCUCUGAUCUCUUCUGUUUCUGCACUUGUUUGA